AUAUUUGCUGACACUAUUGGAGGAACAAUGCGUUUCAGUUCAAAUGUAAAGCCGUUUGUUCUCCUUCUCAUUGUUGGAAUCUUCUUGCUUCUGGGGUAUGUUCACUACAGCUUCUUCAAUGAAAGGCUCAAUGGAGAUAUCCCAGUUGAUGAGGACCAGAGGAACACCAGGCUAUUGUACAAGCAGCCCAGUGUCUUGGUGGGUCGUACUGAUGUGGUGGCAGUCACCCCAUGGUCAGCACCCAUCAUCUGGGAAGGAACCUUUGACCCUGACCUCAUCGACAUAAUCUACAAGUCCAUGAACCUCACCAUAGCAACCACAGUGUUUGCCGUUGGAAAAUACGUCCUCUUUCUCCGAGAUUUCCUGGAGACAGCAGAGAAGCACUUCAUGGUCGACUUCAACGUGCGCUACUAUGUUUUCACAGAUCGUCCCGACGAUGUUCCAUCAGUCAACAUGUCCCAGGGGAGACAUUUGAGUGUGAUCCAGGUCCCGGGUUCAAACCGCUGGCAGGAGAUAUCAGCCCGGAGGAUGGAGAUCAUCCAGACAGCCAUCGAACGUCAGAUCAGCAGGGAGGCCGACUACAUCUUCUGUCUGGACGUGGACAGCAAGUUCCACGCUCGCUGGGGGGCCGAGUCUCUGGGCAGGCUGGUUGCUGUGAUUCACCCAUGGUUUUACCAGGAGACCCGUGACCACUUCACAUACGAACGUCGUCCAGCCUCGACAGCCUACAUCCCCAUGGAUGAGGGAGACUACUACUAUGCCGGGGCCGGGUUCGGAGGAUUCGUGGAGGAUGUGUACACACUAACAAAGGUAUGUCGUAACCAGCUUGAAGAGGACGCGAGGAAUUCCAUCGAGGCUGCCUGGCAGGAGGAGAGUCACCUCAACAGGUACCUGCUUUACAACAAGCCCAGCAAGCUGUUGUCUCCAGAGUACCAGUGGGACGACAAGAAGACCAACACCAACGAGGUCAAAGUCAUUCGCUUCUCUACUGUCAUUAAAAACUAUGCUGAAAUUCGUCCCAAUGUAUAGGACUAGGAAUUGGAUAUUCGACCGGCAGAAGAAAAACUUAAUUGGU
Messenger RNA from Salvelinus namaycush (lake trout), 1075 nucleotides. RefSeq names its product globoside alpha-1,3-N-acetylgalactosaminyltransferase 1-like. Gene Ontology annotation, cellular component: Golgi apparatus; membrane; vesicle. The record is from RefSeq and is a predicted model, not a curated record. Lineage: Eukaryota; Metazoa; Chordata; Actinopteri; Salmoniformes; Salmonidae. Gene Ontology annotation, molecular function: hexosyltransferase activity. The coding region runs from base 28 to 1029 and encodes 333 amino acids. The transcript has 6 exons. Gene Ontology annotation, biological process: carbohydrate metabolic process.